Ornithorhynchus anatinus (platypus) is the source of this 3440-nucleotide messenger RNA. Its product is annotated as prominin-1-A-like. Gene Ontology annotation, molecular function: cholesterol binding. NCBI's taxonomy places the organism in Eukaryota, Metazoa, Chordata, Mammalia, Monotremata, Ornithorhynchidae. The record is from RefSeq and is a predicted model, not a curated record. Gene Ontology annotation, cellular component: prominosome; cilium; apical plasma membrane. The transcript has 25 exons. The coding region runs from base 361 to 2787 and encodes 808 amino acids.
CCUCCUCCCUGCCCUUCCCCAGCUCUCCCGUCCGUCCACCUGUGGCACUCUGCGCUGGCCUGGUCCUGCCCAAACAGUCGGACUGCCCUUGGAUUUCUCUGCCUGCCCUCUCCUUCCCAGGCUCACCUGCUGCCUCUGUUCACCGCGCUUGGGCCCACCUGCUGCCUCCUGUCCCACCCAGGGGCUUCUGCCCCUCUAGAGAGGGAUCAGGAGUCCCCUGCUUCCCCAGCAUGAGUGAAGCCCUGGCCUGGCGGGGAGAGAGUUUGGCUUCUGGGGCCUGACCACUCCCAGCUGCCCUCUCAUCUCUGCUCCUCUCAGCUGGCCCCUGAGCUCUCCGCAGCCGGAAGGCAGAUCUUCAACAUGGAGCUGGGGAACCUGACUGAGCCGGUCUAUGAGCUCAUCCCGGGCCUGGCACCUGAGGACCUAGGGGGGCUUAGGGGGCUUCAUGCUAUGGUGCAAGGCUUCCUGGGACUGGUGCAGCCCAACCCCUUCCCCCAAGACUUGAUCCGGAGUCUGAUCCAGGGCCAAGAGGACUCCAGCACUUUGAUCAAGGAGGUGCUGGCGUAUGAGGCUGGGUUCCUCGUCUGCCUCCUGCUGGGGCUGCUGUUUGUGGUGCUCGUGCCCCUGGUAGGACUCUGCUUCUGUUGCUGCCGCCUGUGUGGAAACUGCGGGGGGAGACUCCAUCAGAACCAGGACAAGGGCUCCACCGGCCGCCGCCAGACCCUUGCCAUCCUCCUGCUGCUGCUCUCCAUCCUCCUCUUGGCCGGGAACAGCCUCAUCUUUGUCAGCAACCAGCAGAUGUCUGAGUCUGUGUCGAGUGGCCCCGGCUCCCUCAACAGCUCUCUCGGGAACAUGCAGAUCUUCCUCUAUUCCAUCCCUCAGGACUUUGACAAGAUCAUAAAAGCCAGCAGCGAACCGGUUGGCAAUGUCAAUGCCAGCCUGCAGGACAUCGGGCAGCAGCUGGGGGGCAAGGUCCUUGUUCAAGUGCAGGGGGAGGUGUACCCAGCGCUGGGCAACAUGUCCGAGCUGCUGUCAGAGGCCCAGGAGAUGGAGAAGGAGCUGCAGGUGAUGACGAAUUCUUCGGAGAAGCUGCAGGACCAGUGGGAGGUGCUGAAGCAAAACCUCUCGGCCGUGCAGACAGAGCUCAGAGAUAUAAAGCAGGAUUGCGGGGACCCCUGCAAGAGUCUGGAGCUCAACGAUCUUGAUAUCAACUUUAACAUCAGUGAGAUCCCUAAUGUUGAUCCUGAAAUUGAGCUGCUCAGCAACCUGUUGAACACCAACCCCCAAGCCCAUGUUCAGCAGGCCUACCAGAUUCUAAACAGCACCCCCGAGGCAGUGCAUAACCAGACACGGGACUUCGUGGCAGAGGCUCAGGGCCUGUUGGAGAGCAUUCUGAAGCAACUGGACAGUAUUGGAAAGGAGAACCAGCUGAAGGAAGUCUUGGAGAAUGUUGAUGAGAUGCUGGGCUUGUUUGGAAACCAGAUCAAGGCUGUUGAACCCUAUCUCUCCCAGGCUGAUCAGUACAGGUGGGCGGUCGGCGUAUGUCUGGGCUGCGUGGUGCUCCUGGUGGUGCUGUGCUUCAUGCUGGGGCUGCUGCUCGGCUCCCUGGGGCUGCAGCCCCACACCCUGCCCACCCAGCGUGGCUGCCUGUCCAACAGCGGCGGAAACCUCCUCAUGGCGGGCGCUGGCUUCAGCUUCCUGUUCUCCUGGUUGCUCAUGCUGCUGGUGAUGGGGCUCUUCCUGCUGGGUGGCCAAGGCUACACGCUGGUCUGUCAACCCUGGCACCGAGGGGAGCUCUUCCAGGUUAUUGACUCAGGUCUGCUUCCUGGACUGAAUCUGUCCCAGAUCCUGGGGCUGGAGAACAGCACAUUGACCCUAGGAGGCUUCUACAAUAACUGUCAGCACAACGAACCCCUCUGGUCCACCCUGAACUUGGACUCGGUCAUCCACCUGGACGGCUACCUCAAUCUCAGCCAGUACAAGGACCAGAUCCAAGACAGUUUUGACAAGGUGCAGAUCCACACAAACUCUGUCACGCUGCUGGCCCCUAAACAACUGUCUGCCUUGGAGAAACUAGGCCACUCAGGGCUGCAGGACUUGGACUUCUCGGACUUCUUAAGCCAGCUAGGGAAGAACCCCACCAAGGAGAAUCUUGGGAAGCUGGCCACGCAGCUGGAUGCCCUGGCAUCAUCUCUGAACCAGUCUAAGGCAGAUGUGGCCAAAAAGCUCCAGAAAGGAGCCAAAGAUCUGCGGCGUCUUCAGGACCCCUUGGACAAGAUCUCCCCUGAGAUGCAAUCCCUGAACCGAAGCCUCCUGCGGCUCCAGAGCUCCAUCCAGCAGAUACGGGCCCAGUUGAACGGGAGCCUGGACGCCAUCCAGAAGGCCCAGGAAUUCCUUAAUGACUCCGUCCCCGCAAUCAUCAAGAACGAGUCUGGGAACUUCCUCUACACCCAGUUCAGCUACUUCCAGAAGUAUGUCGAGUGGGCCAGCCACAUGUUGCGUAAGGAGAUGGCCCGUUGUGGUCCUGCGGCCCAGGUCCUGGACAGUGUGGAGACUGUGGUCUGUAGUGUCGUCGUGGGCAACCUGAAUAUCUUCUGGUUCAGCUUGGGCUGGUGCACUGUCCUUCUCCUUCCCGGUCUCAUACUAGCCAUCCGGCUGGCCAAGUACUAUCGUCGUAUGGACACAGCUGAUGUCUUCAGUGGUGACACCUACGUGAACAGACAAGCGUUUGAGAUGUCCCAGAAGCCACCACCUUUCCAUUUCCCCAGGGCGGAGACAAGAUACUGACAUCUUCCUCUCCUCCUCCCCCGCCUCCCCCAAACCAUCUCCAUGACAACAGGGAGGCCCGCUGAGCCCACCUCCCGUGGAGCUGCGUUGAAGAGGUUUCAUCUCAGGGCUCCGCAGGGCAAAGUCUUGGCAUCCUCAAGCCUCUCUCAGGUGUUUACCUGCCACGGGCUUUGCCCUCCCCUCCUCUUUCCUGCCCCUCUCCCCCGCAACGAAGAACAAUAACCAGUGGUUUUGCUGGAACACCCACUCACCGCAGGGAAGGGCAGCACUCACCCACGGGGGUCCUCUUCUUGCCUUGGGUCCAGUCCCACCCCCUCAGCCCUGCUGGAGCCUUAAGGGUGGGCUUUGCCCAGGCUGGGGAGGGCAUCGACUGAGUCUUGUGCCAGGCUGGCCUCUUGCUGGGUGCAGAAAAAUCUUGCAGCCUCCAGAGGGCUCCCCAGCCUUACACCUAGCCAGGUGGCUUUUGAACUUUGUGGGAAAAUCAGUUUUUUCUUCUAUGGCAAAACCAGGCCUGGUAUGGUGUUUGGGAAGGAAGCAGUCGUUGACUUUGCUAGUUCUCCCUGAGGAGGGGGUAGCACGCUCUGGAGCCUCCCCAGACCCACCACUCCUUCCACCCCCAUUCUCACCAAUAAACAAUGUUGACUGCACACCUA